This is a messenger RNA of Pimephales promelas (fathead minnow), 4646 nucleotides long. RefSeq names its product syntaxin binding protein 5a (tomosyn) (gene stxbp5a). NCBI's taxonomy places the organism in Eukaryota, Metazoa, Chordata, Actinopteri, Cypriniformes, Leuciscidae. The record is from RefSeq and is a predicted model, not a curated record. Gene Ontology annotation, molecular function: GTPase activator activity; myosin II binding; syntaxin binding. Gene Ontology annotation, biological process: Golgi to plasma membrane transport; exocytosis. Gene Ontology annotation, cellular component: cytoplasm; SNARE complex; plasma membrane.
GGGAAUUCGAGACGCAGCGGGACGCCGAGUCAGAAUAUACGGACGCCCCACAAACGCUAAUAAUAAAAAAAUAUAUAAAUCAACGCUCACAGCUCAAGCCUUUAGCCAUGGAGGAUACGGUGAAAAACACUUUAAAAUGUGAGCUUUAAAGAGAGGUGCUGCAGAAACGAGCGAGAGCGGCUUUCCCCCCUCAUCAUCCACGGCUGAUCUCGACUCAUGUGCUCCCGUCCUCCUCCGUCACUCGCACCGGAGCGAAAAAUGAAGAAGUUUAAUAUCCGUAAGGUGCUGGACGGCUUGACGGCCGUGUCGUCCCCUUCUCCAUCCCCGCAGCUCGGGUCCAAGGAGAACGAGCUCAUCCCGGAGACGCUUCAGUCUGAACACUUCCAGCUCUGCAAGACUGUGCGCCAUGGCUUCCCCUAUCAGCCGUCCUCUAUGGCAUUCGACCCUGUCCAGAAAAUCCUUGCCAUCGGGACUCAGAGCGGAGCUUUGCGAUUAUUCGGCCGACCUGGCGUGGAGUGUUACUGUCAGCACGAGAGUGGAUCAGCCGUCAUCCAGCUACAGUUUCUCAUAAAUGAAGGGGCACUGGUUAGUGCUUUGGCCGAUGACAGUAUUCACAUGUGGAACCUACGACAGAAGAGACCAGCUGUGCUGCACUCGCUCAAGUUCAACAAGGAGAGGAUAACGUUCUGUCAUCUGCCCUUCCAAAGUAAAUGGCUGUACAUUGGCUCGGAACGAGGAAACAUCCACAUUGUGAAUGUGGAGUCCUUUACCCUCUCAGGAUACACCAUCAUGUGGAACAAAGCCAUUGAACUGUCCUCCAAGGCCCACCCCGGCCCAGUCGUUCACAUUAGUGACAAUCCUAUGGAUGAGGGCAAGCUCAUAAUAGGAUUUGAGUCUGGGAUCGUGGUGCUGUGGGAUUUGAAAUCAAAGAGAGCUGAAUCCCGGUACACUUAUGAUGAGGCGAUCCAUUCUGUGGCCUGGCACCACGAGGGGAAGCAGUUUAUCUGUAGUCACUCAGACGGCACACUGACCAUAUGGAAUAUAAAGUCUCCAGUCAAGCCUGUACAGACAAUCACGCCACACGGAAAGCAGCCUAAAGAUGGAAAAAAGCCAGAGCCUUGCAAACCCAUACUUAAAGUAGAGUACAAGACCACGAGAGCAGGGGAGCCGUUUAUGAUCUUCUCUGGUGGUUUGUCAUAUGACACUGUUGGUCGACGGCCAUGCUUGACGGUCAUGCAUGGGAAGAGCACUGCAGUAUUGGAGAUGGACUAUCCCAUUGUAGAUUUCCUCACCCUGUGUGAAACGCCAUAUCCUAAUGAUUUUCAGGAACCAUAUGCUGUAGUAGUUCUCCUCGAAAAGGAUCUAGUUGUUAUUGACCUUGCACAAAAUGGUUACCCUAUCUUUGAAAAUCCGUAUCCCAUGAUGAUUCAUGAGUCUCCUGUGACGUCUUGUGAGUACUUAGCCGAUUGUCCUGUGGACCUCAUACCUGCACUUUACUCUGUCGGGUCUCGCCAGAAACGACAGGGCUACAGCAAAAAGGAAUGGCCUAUCAGCGGCGGAAACUGGGGCCUGGGCACACAAAGCUACCCUGAAAUAAUAAUAACUGGGCAUGCAGAUGGUUCAGUGAAGUUCUGGGAUGCUUCAGCAAUAAUGCUCCAGGUGCUGUACAAACUGAAGACAGCGAAGGUAUUUGAGAAGGCACGCUGUAAGGAGGAGAAACCCAGCUCAGAGAUUGUGGAUGAGGACCCGUUCGCCAUUCAGUUGAUGUCUUGGUGUCCCGAGAGCCGCAUGCUUUGUGUGGCUGGGGUCUCUGCCCACGUCAUCAUAUACAGGUUCAGCAAACAGGAAAUCACCACAGAGGUGGUGCAGUUACUGGAAGUCAGGUUACAGUAUGAGCUGAAUGAUCUAGAGUCUCCAGAUGUGGGAGGAGAUCAGACACCAGCUCCUCCCACACCAAGCACCUCCCCCAGUCCACAAACCUCCGGCCCGCAGACACACCCUUCCACUAGCAGCAACUCUUCAGACGGGAUGCGAGACAACAUACCCUGCCUCAAGGUGCGGAGCAGCCCUCUGAAGCAGUCUCCUGGGUAUCAGGUGGAGCUGGUGGUACAGCUGGUGUGGGUCAGUGGAGAGCCGCCCCAGCAGAUCAGCAGCCUGGCCAUCAACUCCUGCUAUGGCUUGGUGGUGUUUGGCAAUAGCAACGGUCUGGCGGUUGUGGAUUACUUACAGAAGACUGUUCUGUUGAAUCUGGGAACUGUGGAAUUGUAUGGAUCUAAUGACCCUUACCAGAGACAACUGCGAUCGCCACGCAAGAGCCGACAACCUUCUGGAGGGCUUUGUGACAUUAACGAAGGCUCAGCCACCUCAGAGGAUCGCUGCAAGUCCCCCACUUCAGUCUUGAUGUCAAACCAUCAGCAUUUCUACAAUGGAGGAGGGAGAGGAGCAAAGAUGUCACGGAAAUUAAGCUUGCCUACUGAGCUAAAGCCAGACUUGGUCCUACUCUCUGUAUGUCCCCCACGGGGUUCCAUACCCCUAGACAACAGGGACAACUCCUUCAGCCGCUCGCGGAGCUCCAGCGUGACCAGUAUUGACAAGGAAUCACGAGAGGCCAUCACAUCUUUCUUUUUCUGUGAGACGUACACACGCAAAGCAGACGGCGGGCUCACACCUAGUCUGUGGGUUGGCACGUCCUUGGGCACAGUCCUGGCCAUCUCCCUCAACAUGCCCCCUGCUGGAGAGCAGAGGCUUCUGCAGCCAGUCAUUGUCUCCCCUUGUGGCACUCUUAUCAGGUUGAAGGGUAGCGUCCUCCGGAUGGCCUUCUUAGAUUCUACAGGGUCUCUCCUCGCCUCUGCUUUUGAGCCGUGGUAUGAACCCAACGCUCCAGCCAACGGAGAGGAGCGGGACAAGGUCCGUAAGAGACGGCCGGUGUCUGUAUCCCCAUCCACAUCCCAGGAACUGAAUGAAAACCAGUAUGCCGUGGUGUGCUCUGAGAAACAGGCCAAAGUCAUAGCCCUGCCCUCUCAGACCUGCGUAUUCAAACACAACAUCACCGAAGCAUCUUUUGUGCUGCGGGCAGAUGUGGUACAGAUAAACGCUGGCAUUUGUUUGGCUUGCUUCUGUGCCAAUGGACACAUCAUGACCCUCAGUCUGCCAGGGUUGAGACCAUUGCUGGAUGUAAAUUACCUACCCCUGACAGAUAUGAGGAUAGCGAGAACGUUCUGCUUCUCCAACCUCGGCCAGGCCUUGUACCUGACCUCCCCUACUGAGAUCCAGAGGAUCACCUACAGCCAGGAGGUCUGUGAGAACUUACAGGAGAUGCUAGGUGAGCUGUUUACUCCAGUGGAGACACCUGAAGCUCCUAACAGGGGAUUCUUUAAGGGUCUUUUCGGAGGAGGAGCACAGUCUCUAGACAGAGAAGAUCUUUUCGGCGAGACAGGAGCCGGAAAAGCAGCUCGCAGUCUGGCUCAACACAUUCCAGGUCCUGGGGGUAUAGAAGGCAUGAAGGGGGCAGCGUCAGGAAUCGUGGGUGAUCUAGCUCGAGCUCGGAUAGCGUUGGACGAGAGAGGGCAAAAACUGAGUGAGGUGGAAGAGCGGACGGCAGCCAUGAUGGCCAGCGCUGACUCAUUCUCCAAACACGCUCAUGAGAUGAUGCUAAAGUGUAAGGAUAAGAAAUGGUACCAGUUCUGAUCUCCGCAAACAGCAGAGCCCAAAGGGACUCAGGAGUUCUCCUACACAGCCUUGUUCAUCCGUAAUCCUUUUUUCCCACUCUCAUCUUUAUCUCUCCUCUGCUGGACCAGUGGGAUUCCUCGCUCUUUCCUAGCACAAUAUUAAAUACAGUCUGCUUACAGAACUGAGGCACAGACUGAGAGCGGCCCCAAUCUGAGGAAUGCCAUAUACCACGAUGGCAUCCACUCUUCGGUUUUCGUUUGUUCGUUUAAUAUCGCCAAUCCUCUCUCAUGGCGGCUGGGCUUUGUAGGCCCUGAAAUUCCAUUUCUUCUCUCAGUCUUUGAAAUGUUUUUGUGCUGUUGUUUUUUUGGAAUCACGUCCUGCCUCCCACAUCGGAGAGUAGUAAGUAGUCGAAAAAAAGACAAAGAGACUAAACAAAAAAAAAUACAACUAAACAACAAACAUAAAAAAAUAAAAAAAAGAAGUAUAUAUACAUAAUUCUAUAUAAAUCUCCAUCAAAGUCUGUAAAAAUGCCAUACUGUCAUAACUGAAACUAAAAUACGAAGACACCAGGUGAAGCAUGGGAAGAGCUCCAUUCACAGGAAAUGAUGUUUUAACGUGGAGGAGUCAAACCUUUCAGAAGAAGAGAGAACAUCUCCCUUCUCCAAAAAUUUACUCAGUAUAUUCCUGUAACAUUUCCCAAAUUAUACCUUUUGCUUUAAUUAUUAUUAUUUGAAUAUUUAUUUAUUUAUUUAUUAUUUUAUUUAUUUAUUUAGCAAAAUGUAAAUGUCUGCUUAAAUAUAAAAUGCUUUUUGGUGAUCUUUUUACGAAAUUAUUGUGAAUAUCAGUACAAUAACGCUUUACAUUAAAGUACCAUCUUGAGGGUUUCAAAUAAGUUGACAUGAUUUAAAGGUGCCAUCUUGCACAUAAAAUCAAAUCAUAUUCCAUAUUCCAUAACAGAUGGGGGCAGUAUACCUCCA